Messenger RNA from Diabrotica virgifera virgifera (western corn rootworm), 489 nucleotides. RefSeq names its product THAP domain-containing protein 1-like. Bases 1 to 489 code for a protein of 162 amino acids. The transcript has a single exon. Lineage: Eukaryota; Metazoa; Arthropoda; Insecta; Coleoptera; Chrysomelidae. The record is from RefSeq and is a predicted model, not a curated record.
AUGCGCCGUGAAAAUUUUAAACCAACAAACAGCUCUAAAAUUUGCUCCAAACAUUUCACAGCGGAUUCGUAUAUUACUAGCGGUUGGAGUUCAAAAAAACAACUCAAAAAAGAUGCUGUACUCAGCAUUUUCGAUUUUCCAAACCAUUUAGUUAAGCAAGUAACAACUAGAAAAUUACCAGUAAAAAGAGAAACUGUCUUAAAUAAACCAACAGGAUCUAAAAGGGAAAAUAUAAAUAUAACAACGAGUGAAUCUACUACCAUAAAGUCUCCAGUAGAAAUUUCAGACGAAACUACCUUAGAACCUCCCUUGAAAAAGCGAAGACAUUAUCUUGGUGACUUUGAACAAGGAUCAUCUAACAGAGACCAAGGAUAUAAAGUAGUAGUAAACAAAUUAAUUCAAAAGAAAAACAAACAAAUCAAAAUGUUGCAACAACGAAAUAGAAGGCUUAUUAAAAAAGUUAAUACCUUACACGGUACAGCAGCAUAA